AUGGGUUCCUUCAAUCCUUUCCCUCAAUCCCCUCCAGUGUCGCCUCCCAAUGGCUACCAAGGCGUCGAAGGCUUCUCGACGCCUCUGUUUCCGGCCAAGCCGAAUAUCCUCUUCAUCAUGGCCGACCAGCUUGCUGCUCCGUUGUUGAAGAUGCACAAUCCAAAGUCCCAGAUCAAGACGCCGAAUCUCGACAAGUUGGCGGAACGCUCGGUGGUUUUUGACUCGGCGUAUUGCAAUUCCCCGCUGUGUGCGCCGUCUCGCAUGUGUUUGAUCAGCGGUCAACUUCCUUCUAAGAUUGGUUCGUACGACAAUGCCUGCUCCAUUCCGUCUGAGACGCCGACCUACGCACACUAUCUGCGAGCUGCUGGCUACGAGACCACUUUGGCCGGCAAGAUGCAUUUCAUCGGAGAUCAGCUCCAUGGCUACGAAAACCGUUUGACUGCCGACAUCUACCCUGGUGAUUUCGGCUGGGCGGUGAAUUGGGAUGACCCAGGCCGAAGACUCGAGUGGUACCACAAUAGCAGCUCCAUCUUGCAAGCUGGGCCGUGUGUGAGGACCAAUCAGCUGGACUACGAUGAGGAGGUCCUGUAUAAGUCGAAACAAUAUCUUUACGAUUAUGCCAGGUCCCCUCCCGGGAAACGACCAUUCGCCCUGACAGUUUCCUUCACCCAUCCUCAUGAUCCAUACGCUAUCGAGGAAAAGUAUUGGGAUUUGUAUGAAGGUGUCGACAUCGAUUUGCCCAAUGUGUCCAUCUCUGAGGAAGACCAAGAUCCACACAGUCGACGCUUGAUGCAUGUCUGCGAGAUUGAGGGCCACAAAUUCACAGACGAGCAGAUCAAGCGGGCUCGCCGGGCAUAUUAUGGUGCUGUGAGCUACGUUGAUGACUGUAUUGGCCAACUGCUUGACGUUUUGACCAAGUGCGGCAUGGAGGACAACACCAUUAUCAUGUUUUCCGGUGACCACGGAGACAUGCUGGGCGAAAGAAGCCUCUGGUACAAGAUGUCGUACUUCGAGAAUUCCGUCCGGGUACCUAUGUUGAUCAGCCAUCCGAAGCAGUUCCGUCCUCACCGCGUGUCACAAAAUGUCUCGACUCUGGAUCUCAUGCCAACCCUCGUGGACUUGAUUGGAUCCAAGCUGGUUCCCGGAUUGCCCAUGGAUGGUCUGUCCCUGUUGCCUCACCUCUACGGUGGUGACGGUGGCCAUGAUACGGUCUUCGCCGAGUAUAUGGGCGAGGGAACUGUAGCACCCCUGAUGAUGAUCCGAAGAGGCGCCUGGAAGUACAUCACAUGUCCAGUUGAUCCACCUCAGCUAUACAACCUCCGAAACGACCCGCUGGAAGUGACCAACCUUGCCACUAGUCAAGACCCAGGAACGCAGGCUGUCUUCAAGGCUUUCGAAGCAGAAGCCAGUAAAAAAUGGGAUUUCAAGAAGAUCACCGAGGACGUCCUCAGGUGUCAGCGCCAACGUCGACUAGUUUGGUCCGCCUUGACUCAAGGUCGCUUUGAAAGCUGGGAUUGGAAUCCCAUCGACGAUGGCCGCGUCAAGUACAUCCGUUCUCAAACCCCCUUGGAUGAGCUCGAGCGGCGAGCUCGAUAUCCCAUGCACUCAAACGUACCCGCCCAAAUUUCCGUCAACAACAAGGCUGAAGUAGUCUGCCUCCAACCGAAGAGGCUGACCGAAAUCGCCAGCGAAGCUGUCCACUAUCGCUGA
Molecule: messenger RNA, 1710 nt
Organism: Fonsecaea nubica
Lineage: Eukaryota; Fungi; Ascomycota; Eurotiomycetes; Chaetothyriales; Herpotrichiellaceae
Product: choline-sulfatase
Exons: 3
Coding region: 1-1710 (569 amino acids)
Molecular function (GO): sulfuric ester hydrolase activity
Source: RefSeq, a predicted model, not a curated record